Arachis stenosperma is the source of this 1798-nucleotide messenger RNA. RefSeq names its product phloretin 4'-O-glucosyltransferase-like. The record is from RefSeq and is a predicted model, not a curated record. The transcript has a single exon. The coding region runs from base 130 to 1545 and encodes 471 amino acids. NCBI's taxonomy places the organism in Eukaryota, Viridiplantae, Streptophyta, Magnoliopsida, Fabales, Fabaceae. Gene Ontology annotation, molecular function: UDP-glycosyltransferase activity.
UUUUUAGAUUUUUUCUUCCCGAAAACACACUGGCAACAAAAUCAUAUCAUAGCACUUCACUACUCUAUAGCUCCAACCGCCCAGUACUUAUCUUUACACACAUAAGCUCUAUAAUUCAGCCACCGCACCAUGGUCCGCCACCGCUUUCUCCUCGUAAUCUACCCGGCACAAGGCCACAUAAACCCGGCACUCGAAUUCGCCAAGCGACUCAUCUCUUUAGACUCACACGUCACCCUCGCUAUCACCAUCUACCUGCACAGCCGCAUGGUCAAUAAACCCUCCAUCCCCGGCCUAUCCAUCGUAACCUUCUCCGACGGUCACGACACCGGUUUCAACGCCAUAGCCGGCGGAGACGAAGACUACAAGCUCUACGCUUCCGAGUUGAAGCGCCGCGGCUCAGAUUUCGUGGCAGACCUCAUAAGCUCUAGUGCAAAACAAGGUCACCCUUUCACCUGCGUAACCUACACCUUGCUCGUUCAAUGGGCACAAGAGGUGGCGCGUGGCUUUCACCUCCCUUCGGCGCUUUUGUGGAUCGAGCCAGCCACGGUUUUCGCAAUCUUAUAUCACUACUUCCAUGGAUACGAUAACUACAUCAAUGAGAAAAGCAAGGAAGAAAAGGCAUCUUCAUCGUAUUCCAUAGCACUGCCUGGUUUGCCGUUGUUGUUUUCGGCGCGUGAAGUACCCAGUUUCUUGCUGGUAGGAAGACCAAGUUUCUUGUCUUUUCUUCUUGAAUCGUUUGAAGAGCAGUUUCAGGAGCUUGACAAAGAGACCAACCCUACAGUUCUCGUGAACACCUUUGAAGCUCUUGAAGCAGAGGCCCUGAAAGCCAUUGAUAGAGUCAACAUGAUCCCCAUCGGGCCGUUGAUUCCGUCGGCGUUCCUGGACGGGAAAAACCCCAACGAUACUUCAUUCGGAGGUGACCUAAUUCAAGACUCAAAUGAUGGCUACAUUCAAUGGUUGAACUCGAAGGCAGAGAUGUCAGUGGUUUAUGUCUCAUUCGGUAGCUACUUUCCGCUAUCUAAGAGACAGAAAGAGGAAAUAGCACGUGCGUUAUUGGAUUGUAGACUUCCAUUCCUGUGGGUGAUUAGAGACGAGGAAGAGUUGAGUUGCAUGGAGGAACUGAGAAAGAAGGGGAAGAUAGUGAAGUGGUGUUCACAGGUACAAGUGUUGUCCCACGCUUCGGUGGGUUGUUUCGUGACACACUGUGGUUGGAACUCCACCAUGGAAAGCCUAGUGUGUGGGGUUCCGGUGGUGGCGUUUCCUCAGUGGUCGGAUCAAAAGACGAAUGCGAAGUUAAUUGAACAAGUGUGGAAGAUUGGUGUGAGGGUGGUGGAGGAUGAGGAAGAAGGGAUAGUGACGGGUGGUGAAAUAAGGAGGUGUGUGGAGAUGGUGAUGGAGAGUAAUGGAGAGAAAGCGAAGGAAGUGAGAAGGAAUGGAGAGAAAUGGAAGAUUGUGGCCAAGGAUGCUUCCAAGGAAGGGGGUCCAUCCGACACCAACUUAAAGGCUUUCCUCAACGCUACGCUUUUAUCAACAAUGAAUGAUUGACCACGACCGUUGCAAAACAAAAUGAUAAUUCAUAUAUAAAGAACACGAAUCUCUCAUCUCACCCAUAAUUGUGUAUUCUGAUUAGAUCUCAUAAGAAGAAAGAUGCACCUCUAAAUUAUAUCCGAUAAAGUUAUUAUCAACCAAUAUAGCCAAAGAACCGAACCACUUUUGUGUGUGUGUAAUUGUUAAAGGUUUGGACUAGUCACAAUUAUUUGUGAUCAUGGUGAUAAUACUUGUUUAUUUGAAAUUAUGG